AUACUACAAAGAAAGAAAGAAAGAUAGAAAUAGCAGCAGCUGAGCUGCGCAGUUGAGAGAGAAAGAGAGAUAUGUAAAAGUAAGUAAGUAGAUAGAGAUAGAUAGAUACAUAUGGAAGAAGAGCGAGCGAAGAAAAAGGGGCUUCAAGUUGUAAUUGACUGGGAAAAGAUUUUAUCCAACGGAGAUGCUGAUGAUGAUGAACCUCUUCCCACGCUAAUUGUUUCCGGAAAACAACAACAACAACAACAACACAGUCCCAUGGCAUGUGAUCGGAAUCACCAGCUACUUCAGGACGACGAAACUAGGCGUAUGGAGGACUCUAAGCUCGACGAGGCAAUCGAAAGGUGCAGGUCCACCAUCGAAACCCUAAAACUCCCCGACGGUGGAGCAAAGCUCAAGCUCAGACUCAAGCUUCUCCAGGACGAGAAGGACCGCCGGAAACUACAAAAGGAUAUCGUUGUUAGAGGCAAUAAUAAAAAACCUUUGGAAAUUCCAACUUCAAACCAUCACCAUCCAAGUAGUAAUUCUAAUUCUCUAGGUACAUCAUUAGAGUUAGAUGUUCCAAGACAACAACAACAUACUUCAUCCACCCUACCACCACCUCCCAGGUCUUCCUUUGCCGCACAUUUCACCCGCAAAUUGGACCAUGAGGAAUGCAGGACAAUAGAUGCUUAUCAAACAGGUGCACAUCUUCUGACUCGAUGCCAACUGGGAGGAGAUCAAACUAGUACUUCAUCAACUAGGAAAUCUCCAUUUCAGUGUCCUACAGCACUUUCUGCAAAUAUAGCUAGUAGAUGCAAUGGCAACCGCCGACCUCAAGAUUCUUCGGAAAAGUUAUCCACCUCUGUCUUUAAAAGGAAGAAGAAUUCUGAAGUUAAGCUCUUGAAAGAUAAGAAACCCAGGAAUGGACAAACAGUUGUCUUAGUGGAUGAAGAGGAACCUCAACUAGAGCAGUCGGCAAAAGAUGAUGAUAAAAUGGAUGUCAGCUUGAAAGAGAGAAAUAUUUAUUAUCCGACCAGAGAUGAUCCAGAAUCUGUAGAAAUUCGUUACUCAGAUAUGGCAUGCCUAGCACCGGCAGCUUUUUUAUCUUCGUCUAUUAUGAAUUUCUAUAUUCGAUACCUACAAACACUAAUUUCUCCAACAGCUGGGCCAAAGUAUGAUUUUCAUUUUUUCAACACCUACUUCUACAAGAAGCUCAAAGCGGCAGUAUUAAAUCAGGCUGACCAGGAAAAAGCAUUUGUCAAGUUAAGAAGAUGGUGGAAAGGUGUCAACAUAUUUAUGAAAUCUUACAUACUUAUUCCAAUACAUGAAGACCUACAUUGGAGCUUGGUCAUUAUAUGCAUCCUUGACAAGGAAGACGAAUCUGGACCAAUCAUACUUCAUUUGGAUUCUCUAGGGUUGCAUUUUAGCAGCUCCAUUUGCAGCAAUAUUAAAUUUUUCCUAAGAGAAGAAUGGAAAUGUCUGAAUCAAGGAGAAGCUCCUCUAGAUCUUCCUAUCCUAGACCGAAUAUGGAAAUAUCUUCCUCGAAGAAUUGAGGAAAAACCCAUUGCAGUACCACAACAAAGGAAUGACUAUGAUUGUGGUCUUUUUGUUCUUUACUUCAUGGAGCGAUUAAUUGAUGAUGCCCCGCAAAGAUUGAGAAAGAAAGAUUUGGCUAUGUUUGGUAAAAAAUGGUUCAGACCAGAAGAAGCUUCUGGAUUGAGGACGAAAAUAAAGAAACUACUUUUGGAACAAUUCCAGUUACAGGACGACAGCAGCAACAACAACAACAUCGUAGAUAGUUUGGAUAAUAAGGAGCCUUCUACUUCUACUUCCACUUCCACAUCACCAUUAUUAACUGUUAUAGAGGAUGAUGGCAAUGAUCAUACAGUAGGAAAUAGAUAGCUGAACCAGAUUUUUUAAUUUUUUUUGUUUCCUUUUUUCUUUUAGGUAUAGCUAGCUACUAGCUAAUCAAAUGCCUAAUUUUCUAUAAAACUUGUAGUAACUUGAAUGAUCGAUUAUUAAUAUUUUGAUAAAAGGCUGGGGGUGUGAAGAU
Molecule: messenger RNA, 2035 nt
Organism: Impatiens glandulifera
Lineage: Eukaryota; Viridiplantae; Streptophyta; Magnoliopsida; Ericales; Balsaminaceae
Product: ubiquitin-like-specific protease 1D
Exons: 14
Coding region: 112-1884 (590 amino acids)
Biological process (GO): proteolysis
Molecular function (GO): cysteine-type peptidase activity
Source: RefSeq, a predicted model, not a curated record